Messenger RNA from Nelumbo nucifera (sacred lotus), 848 nucleotides. The record is from RefSeq and is a predicted model, not a curated record. Lineage: Eukaryota; Viridiplantae; Streptophyta; Magnoliopsida; Proteales; Nelumbonaceae.
CCGAAUGCCUCCUUCCCUCUCUGCAUCGUCAGAUGACAAACGCAGCUCAAGGCUCAAAACACGCUCAAGCUCUUCAACCCAGUAAACGUUUUUUUCUCGUUCGGUCUUCGAUUUGAUUUUUUUUAGCGAAAUUCCCAGAGCUAAAGAGAUGUCGAUCAUCCCUAGCAUCUUUGAUGGCCGACGAAGUAACACCUUCGAUCCCUUCUCUAUGGAUUUGUGGGAUCCAUUCCCAGACUUCACCUCCGCCACUGCUCUCAGCGCUCCUCAAUUCUCUGCUGAAACGGCAGCGUUCGCCAAUGCCCACAUCGAUUGGAAGGAGACCCCAGAAGCCCACGUCUUCAAAGCCGACCUUCCUGGGCUCAAGAAGGAAGAAGUGAAAGUCGAAUUGGMAGAAGGUAGAAUCCUACAGAUCAGUGGAGAGCGCAGCAGGGAACAUGAAGAGAAGAACGAUAAAUGGCAUCGGAUGGAGCGCAGCAGUGGCAAGUUCCUCCGCCGGUUCAGGUUGCCGGAGAAUGCCAGGGCGGAUCAGGUGAAGGCCGCUAUGGAGAAUGGGGUUCUUACYGUAACAGUCCCAAAGGUUGAGGUGAAAAAGCCGGAAGUCAAGGCCAUCGAAAUAUCUGGUUAGAGUAAAUAUUGUUGCCUGUCAUACUUGAAUGAAUACGUUGUGGAAUGAAAUGUAGGGAAUGGGCUGAGAUGGUGUCUUCUUCUUUUUCAGGCUUCAACUUGCAUAAACAAUAAUAAUGUCAAGUUGUAAUGUUGAAUGCGAUGCGAUGUAGUAUUGAAAAGUAAAUCCCUUGUAAAUGUUUCUUUGAUGAAAUAGUAAAUCUUUUUGUCUUGCUUCAGUAUUA